ACGUCCAAUCUCACUCAGAUGGGCGCUGAGCAGUCGCAGCCACAGAUUGCCGCCGCCGCCGCCGGUUCCGAGGGCUACCACGUCCUCAAAGUCCAGCCAGGAUCGCCCGGCGCACUCGCAGGCCUCGAAGCGUUCUUUGACUUUAUUGUGGCCGUCAACGACAUCCGACUGAAUGUUGAAGACGACACGUUCCAGCAGCACAUCAAGCAGAGUGUGGAACGGCCAGUCAUUCUGACCGUCUACAGCACGAAAACAGCUGCCGUCCGAAAUCUGACGCUCAUCCCGAGCAACAUGUGGGGCGGGAUGGGAUUGCUUGGCGUCAGCAUCCGAUUCUGCUCAUUCGAUGGUGCAAACGACAAUGUUUGGCAUGUUCUGGAGGUACAUUCGAAUUCGCCAGCUGCAACGGCGGGAUUGAAGAGUCUGGCGGAUUACAUUAUUGGCACACCGCAUGCGUUGCUACACGAGCCAGACGACUUUUACAACCUGAUUGCCAAUUCCGACAAGACUGCAUUGAGCUUGUUUGUGUACAACACAGAUCGCGACGAUUGCCGAGAGGUUGUCAUCACUCCGAACUCUGACUGGGGCGGCGAGGGCAGUCUCGGAUGCGGCAUUGGCUAUGGCUAUCUACAUCGAAUUCCAGUGAAAAGGCGCGCAGAAGAGUACGAGCAAAAACUGCGCGAGGAAGAGCAACGCAGGAUGCAACAACUCGCCAUGCCGCCGCCAGCAGCGCCGCCAGCCGCAUCAGCUGCCUCCCAGUCGCAGCCGAACGCAGUGUCUCCAUCGUCAUCGCAAGUUGCGCAAUUCUCCGCUCACCACAAUCAAAACCAUGAUGGUGGACACGGGCAUAGCCACAACAACAGCAACGGACAUCAUGGUCACAGCCACGACAACGGCCAUGGCCACAGCCACGAGGACGGACACGGUCAUAGCCACGAUCACGGGCAUGGUCACAGCCAUGAGGACGCUGCGUUCACGAGCGUCCCACUCUUUGCACCGACUGCGCAGACGCAGGACGGCUUUUCGGAAGUCACGCUCGAUUCGCCCUCGAGCACAGUGCCACCAGCGAAUGCCGGGAUGACCAUCUAGUUUUUUGUUGUGUGCUGUGAGGUUCCUUGCCGAGUUUUGCAGCUUCAUGACUGUUGAACGUGCUUUUUCCAUUGCGUUUGUUUUGUUUCGUUGUGUGUAUUCCGCUCGUCCCCUUAUUGUGCCAGCAAUACAUCGAUGAAACUCAGAGCUGCCUCGUAUCUCGAACGCACGAUGCAUUCACACAAGAACGAUGAAGACAAUUCAGUUUACAAGCUCAAAAACCAAAAAGUUAAC
Molecule: messenger RNA, 1320 nt
Organism: Capsaspora owczarzaki ATCC 30864
Lineage: Eukaryota; Filasterea; Ministeriida; Capsasporidae
Exons: 7
Coding region: 19-1086 (355 amino acids)
Biological process (GO): Golgi organization
Cellular component (GO): Golgi apparatus
Molecular function (GO): protein binding
Source: RefSeq, a predicted model, not a curated record